Ailuropoda melanoleuca (giant panda) is the source of this 1111-nucleotide messenger RNA. It is a transcript of the gene TREM2, whose product is annotated as triggering receptor expressed on myeloid cells 2. The record is from RefSeq and is a predicted model, not a curated record. Gene Ontology annotation, molecular function: signaling receptor activity. The coding region runs from base 121 to 816 and encodes 231 amino acids. NCBI's taxonomy places the organism in Eukaryota, Metazoa, Chordata, Mammalia, Carnivora, Ursidae. Gene Ontology annotation, cellular component: cell surface. The transcript has 5 exons.
GAGCCCAGUUCCUGUGGGCAGCACUUGACGUGCCUGAACCCUCUCCUUUCUGCAAUUCAAGGGAAAGACGAGACCUUGCACAAGGCACCCCGUGUCUGCCCUCCUCCAGAGAAGGCCGGCAUGGAGCCUCUCCGGCUGCUCAUUCUGCUCGCCGUCACAGAGCUGUCCAGAGCCCACAACACAACGGUGUUCCAGGGUAUGGCGGGCCGGUCCCUGCAGGUCUCCUGCCCAUACAACUCCCUGAAGCACUGGGGGAGACGCAAAGCCUGGUGCCGCCAGCUGGAUGAAGAAGGCCCAUGCCAGCGGGUGGUUAGCACCCACCGCUCGUGGCUGCUGUCGUUCCUAACGAGGAGGAAUGGGAGCACAGCCAUCGUGGAUGAUGCCUUGGGUGGCACACUCACCAUCACGCUGCGCAAUCUUCAAGCCCACGACGCUGGCCUCUACCAGUGCCAGAGUCUCUAUGGUGAUGAGACCGACACCCUCAGGAAGGUCCUAGUGGAGGUGCUGGCUGACCCCCUUGAUCACCUGGACCCUGGAGAUCUCUGGAUCCCUGAAGACUCCAAGAGCUUUGAGGGUGUUCGUGUGGAGCCCAGCAUCUCCAGGAGUCUCUCUGAAGAGGAGAUCCCCUUCCCACCCACGUCCAUCCUUCUCCUCCUGGCCUGCAUCUUUCUCAGCAAGUUUCUAGCAGCCAGUGCCCUCUGGGCUGUGGCCUGGCGUGGGCAGAAACUGGGGACACCCCCAGCCAGUGAGCUGGACUGCAGCCAUGAUCCAGGUUACCAGCUCCAGACCCUAACAGAUAUUUUCUGUGCCGGAUAACACUCUAGGCGCCAGAGACACAAGAGUGAACCAAACAGGCAAAGAUUCCUGCCCACACAGAGCCAUGGACUGGUGGAAGGGGAGGGGAGACAGACACAAUAAAUAAGUCAGCCACAUGGUAUGUUAAAAGAUGAAGUGCUGAGGGGAUGCCUAGGUGGUGUCAGUUAAGGGUCUGCCUUUGGCUCCUGUCAUGACCCCAGGAUCCUGGGAUCAAGUCCCACAUUGGGCUCCCUGUUCAGCGGGGAGUCGGCUUCUCCCUCUGCCUGCUGUUCCCCCUGCUUGUGCUCUCUCACUU